AAAAGUCUUCCGGUCGGGGAAAACGAUUACGGAUUUAAUGACACGCUCACGCGCGCACGCGGGCUCGCGCGCAGCUGAAAAAUAAUGAUAAAGACGUCGUGUCGUACGCGACUCCGUCGGCGGCCGACCUGCACCGCUCGCGAGUCUGACGCGCCCGCCCCCGUCGCGGAGAGGUCUCGAAGGGCGUGCGCGCGGCGGCUUAUAGAUCGGCGGGCCGGAGCGCUCCUCGCCGUCAGCUCCGCUCGGCGCGCCCGGCGCGGUCUCUCGUCGUCACACUGUGUGCAGUACGCACAGCAUCCGCGACCCGACGAGCCGUCGUCCACCAGCGGCGAGGACGAUUAUCUCUAUCGAUUCAGUCGACCGCCGCCGAGGUAAACGCGAUGCCGUCGAUCGACCCCUACGCUGGCGACGGCGACGACUGUCACAACAACAACAAUAACAGCGUCAAAAAGUUCCGGGCACGACGCCGCCGCCGGGGUUGCGCUCAGCUGACGUCGUCGCUGCCGCUGCUGUUGCUGUCGGCCGUCGGGUGUCUGUGCAACCCGGACGCCAAACGACUGUACGACGAUCUGCUCAGCAACUACAACCGUCUCAUCCGACCGGUCAGCAACAACACCGACACCGUCCUGGUCAAGUUGGGCCUCAGGCUGUCGCAGCUCAUCGAGUUGAAUCUCAAGGAUCAAAUUUUAACGACGAACGUAUGGUUGGAACACGAAUGGGCGGAUCACAAAUUUAUAUGGGAACCACUAGAAUAUGGAGGUGUCAAAGAGCUUUACGUGCCAUCUGAACAUAUUUGGUUGCCGGAUAUCGUUCUUUAUAAUAAUGCUGAUGGCGAGUAUGUGGUCACUACUAUGACAAAAGCAGUGCUUCAUUACUCAGGUAAAGUAAUGUGGACACCACCAGCCAUCUUCAAAUCAUCGUGUGAAAUCGAUGUUCGCUAUUUUCCAUUUGAUCAACAAACAUGUUUUAUGAAAUUUGGCUCCUGGUCAUAUGAUGGAAACCAGAUAAACCUCAAGCACAUCGGCCAGCUGGUUGGAACUAACAAAGUAGACGUGGGCAUCGAUCUAUCCGCGUACUACCCAAGCGUGGAAUGGGACAUUCUCGGUGUGCCGGCAGAGAGACACGAAAAGUACUACUCUUGUUGCGCCGAACCUUACAUCGACAUAUUCUUCAAUAUAACUCUGAGGCGGAGGACUCUGUUCUACACCGUCAACUUGAUUGUGCCCUGCGUGGGUAUAUCUUACCUGUCAGUGCUAGUGUUCUAUUUACCCGCCGAUUCCAAGGAGAAGAUUUCACUGUGCAUCACGAUCCUCCUCUCCCAAACCAUGUUUUUCUUGCUCAUAUCCGAAAUCAUUCCGUCGACGUCACUGUCGUUGCCACUGCUUGGCAAAUACCUAUUAUUCACUAUGCUUUUAGUUGCUUUGUGCGUAGUCGUAACCAUAAUCAUCAUCAAUAUACAUUACAGGCAACCGAGUACGCACAAAAUACCUUCAUGGAUGAGGACGGUGUUCAUCAGAGCACUGCCGAAAAUGUUACUCAUGAGAGUACCCGAACAGCUUUUGGCAGAUUCAGCACUGAAACAGAAACAUAUGAAGACUUGCAAAAAAUUAAACCUUAAUUUGGCCAGGUUAAACGCGGCCAGCGUGGGAGCUACGUUGAACGUUCCUCCGGCGCCCGCCGGUUCACCGCCCGCCGGCCACCGUUCGCCCACCGAAUCGCUGUGCCGGUUCGCGGGGGCCACCGGGCGAACCGGUUGCAACGGGACGGCCGCGGCCGGGGCGGCCAGCCGGCUGAUGCACGUGGCCGUGUCGUCCAUCGACGACGCGCUCAACGAUGUGCCGGCCGCCAUCAGGAAGAAGUAUCCGUUCGAGCUGGAGAAAGCAAUCCACAACGUCAAGUUCAUACAGCACCACUUGCAGCGCCAGGACGAAUACAACACGGAAGAUCAAGACUGGGGUUUCGUCGCUAUGGUGCUUGAUCGGUUAUUUUUAUGGAUAUUCACGGUUGCCUCCAUUAUGGGUACAAUUCUUAUCCUGUGUGAAGCACCGGCGCUCUACGACGACACGAAGCCAAUUGAUCGGGACCUGUCAUUCAUCGCUAAAAAACAAUUUUCUCCAAUGUCUGAUAUGGAAUAGUUCGUAUGGCAAUAGAUUUUAAUUUUCAUAUGCAAGUGAAAAUUAUUAUGAUAUAAAAGACAGCGUUGGACUAUCUCGAUGUUAAACGGUUAUUAAUAACUUUAAUGAGUCGUUAAAUGCAACAUUAUUGUUAAAAUGUCUAAGAAGUUUCAGAUUAUGAAUUUUUUACUGUUAAAAUAUAUUUUGCACCAAUUUAAGUUGUCAGUAAAAGUAUAUUAUAAUGAAUGAUGUUUAAAAAUAAAACAUUAAACGCUUUUUAAUAGCGCAGAACUAAAAAUGUAUACAACGUUACAUUUAGAUAAACCAACUCAUUAAUUUUUUUAAUUUUAAAUUCAAUCUCACAUUUUCAUAUUGAUUUUGUUAUCUAUUUUUUAAAACAUUUGUAGAAAUAAUAGAUAAUUCGUUUAUUUAAAUAAAUAUUAUACACUGACAGAUUAAAAAAAAAUAUUACCAUGUUAUUGUUGUAUAUAAAAUAAAAUACAAUCGUUGUAAGUAUUAAAUAAUGUACACGCUGUAUACAACAAGAAAUUGUUGUUUCUAAGUAAUCAUAUUAUGCAAAACACAAAAUAAUACAAUAAUACUUCUUGUGAAUAUGAUAUAGGUAGACAGAUAUAGCUGUAAUAUUUAUGUGCACUAUCCACAAACAAUUUAUAUAACAGGUUUUAUGCAGAUUUUAUUGUUUCAUUUUUCCGUACAAAUCAAGCUUACAUUUUAAACGGUACCUUCGAUAAAAAUUAAAAACGUUAAAUAUUUAUAAAAUUAUAAAUCACUGCUUAAAUUCUAUAACGUGGAAUUUAAUUUAUAAAUUUUUCACUAAACGUACAGCAAUAUUUUCACAAUAAAAUACAUCGGUUUAAGCGACCUCAAUAAAUAUUACAAUUUUACACUCGUAAUAAAUAUGUGUUAAUAAAAAAAAAAGAAUUUUCUAAAAUAUUAACAUGGGUUUCUGAUAUUUUUAUUUUUUUUUAUUUUAUUGGCUACUAAUUUCAAGUCCAAAUUACAUCUUCUUCCGUUUUCAUUUUUUUAAAUUUAUAUCAAAAACACACACAUCUUGGAAAGGAUAACUAUUUAUUUAUAAAUGGUUCCCCAUUCCCCACUAUUUUGGAUUAAAAAGCAUGAAACUUGUGCAAUUUGUAUUUUAAUAUAACUUUGAUGUACCCACUUAUUUUAAUAAUUUAAUUUCUUUUUACACAAACUUGUAUACAGAAUUAAAACGCAGAUAUCCUCAUUAAGAGGUUUCAAAAAAGUAUUGAUUUAAAGACAUAAUUUACGUACAAGUUUGACCCAAAUUUGUACAACAUUGAGCUAUUAUAGUGAUUAUAAAUAUUUUAAGACCCUCUUAUACGAGAGCAACGUUUUUGUUAUUAUUAUUAUUAUUAUUAUUUAGAACGAAAUACAUCUGAACGUACUUUUAAUGUCGAAAUUAUAAAUUUAUAAUAUGAAUAAAAAAAAAGUAAAAAGUACGUUUCGCAUAAUAGUAUUAUUACAAUGACAAGCUUGUAUUGACGCGUAAUUCGACCUAAUAUAACGAUAUCAACGAUAGCAACGGCCAGAUAUCUAUUUAAAAAUAAAAUAUUAUUAUUGAUACUAUAAAUGUUAUGAUUAAUUCACAAAAUUGUAUAAUCAUUAAUAAUUAUAUAGUGUGUACUAUCAUGACUAUAACAUGUAUAGUAAUAUAGGAUGCUACUAGUUGAAAUAGGUAAAACUAUGGUAAUUGUGUAUGUUGUUCGUUCGAUGGAUUUGCAUAUUAAAAUAUACAGCACUGGGUUAAUGAUAAUCAAUUGAAAUCAGUGUUUUAAAAAAAAGGAUACAUCACAACCGUUUUUCAUAUGAUUUUAUGCUCACGAACAGAUCUGACCUUCAAACUAGUUUCACAUAAUGUAGUAUCAACUAAAUUUUAAGUCAUAUUAAAAUAUAUUUUAAAAACGUCUACAAGAUCUAUACAGUUAAAACAGUUUAUUCUAUAUAGUUUUUUUUUUGCAGAGUAGGUCAUAUGGCAAAAAGAUACUCUAUAGGUCAGUAAGACUUAUAGAACACGUUCGUUAACCCCUAUAUUAUUGUUGUAGGUAGGCGUCGCUUUUUCCUUAUUUUUUUUUUUAAAAA
This is a messenger RNA of Aphis gossypii (cotton aphid), 4238 nucleotides long. It is a transcript of the gene nAChRalpha2, whose product is annotated as acetylcholine receptor subunit alpha-L1. NCBI's taxonomy places the organism in Eukaryota, Metazoa, Arthropoda, Insecta, Hemiptera, Aphididae. The record is from RefSeq and is a predicted model, not a curated record. The transcript is spliced from 8 exons. Gene Ontology annotation, molecular function: acetylcholine-gated monoatomic cation-selective channel activity; transmembrane signaling receptor activity. Bases 381 to 2135 code for a protein of 584 amino acids. Gene Ontology annotation, cellular component: neuron projection; synapse; postsynaptic membrane. Gene Ontology annotation, biological process: regulation of membrane potential; nervous system process; signal transduction.